Dictyostelium discoideum AX4 is the source of this 1104-nucleotide messenger RNA. RefSeq lists its product as hypothetical. Gene Ontology annotation, cellular component: cytoplasm. The record is from RefSeq and is a predicted model, not a curated record. Bases 1 to 1104 code for a protein of 367 amino acids. The transcript has a single exon. NCBI's taxonomy places the organism in Eukaryota, Evosea, Eumycetozoa, Dictyosteliales, Dictyosteliaceae.
AUGAAAUUAAUUGCUUUUAUUGCAUUUUUACUUAUUCUCAUUACAAUAAUUAACGCACAAGGUUCAAUUGGCUCAUCUAGCCAAUCUCUUUCAAGUGAAGUUGAUUCUUCAGAUAUUUCUUCUUCUGGAUCAAAUUCCACUGCAAGUUCAGAAGGUUCAGUUUCAAGCUCUUCAAAUUCAGGUUCUCAAUCAACUUCAAAUUCUGGCUCUGAAGCAUCUGGUUCAUCAAAUUCCGGUUCUCAAUCAACUUCAAAUUCUGGCUCUGAAGCAUCUGGUUCAUCAAAUUCUGGUUCUCAAAGCUCAACUGAUUCAUCAAAUUCUGGCUCUCAAGGUUCAACUGGUUCAUCAAAUUCUGGUUCUCAAAGUUCAACUGAUUCAUCAAAUUCUGGUUCUCAAAGCUCAACUGAUUCAUCCAAUUCUGGUUCUCAAGGCUCAACUGGUUCAUCAAAUUCUGGCUCUGAAUCAUCAGGCUCAUCAAACUCUGGAUCCGAAGGUUCAACUGGUUCAUCAAAUUCAGGAUCUGAAUCAUCAUCAGGCUCAUCAAACUCUGGAUCCGAAUCAUCGUCAGGCUCAUCAAACUCUGGAUCUGAGUCAUCAUCUGGUUCAUCAAACUCUGGAUCUGAAUCAUCAUCUGGUUCAUCAAACUCUGGAUCUGAAUCAUCAUCUGGUUCUUCAAAUUCUGGAUCUGAAUCAUCAUCAGGCUCAUCCAACUCUGGAUCUGAAUCAUCAUCAGGCUCGUCAAAUUCUGGAUCUGAAUCAUCUGGAUCAUCAAACUCUGGAUCUGAAUCAUCAUCUGAUAGUGGAUCCUCAUCUGAUGGUAAAACAACCUGUAUUUCAUUCCAUGACACUCUUUCAAUCAAUACUGUAGAUGAUGAUGAAAUUGAAUGUACUGGUAAAGGUGAAACUAGAUGUAUUUCCGAUAAUAACUACAAAUGUGCUACCAAACAACGUCAUGGUUCAAUUGAGUGCUCUGUAAAUGGCUAUAUUAGAUGCACUGGUUCAAACAUCAAAUGUAAAAUUGGUAACACUGAAUGUUCAAUCCGUAAUUCUCGUUUAGAUAUUACUGAAAAACCAAUCUUUACAAGAGGUCCACGUCACCAUUAA